AGUUGGCUUGCUUUCGCUCUCUCGUCUCUCCUGUUCCAGCUAGAAAGUUCAGAAGAGUGUUUCCAUGGCGCUUCGCUCCGCGAUUUUGAAGAAGGCUCUGUGCCGGAGCUCCGUCGCGGGAGCGAGAUCCAUGUCGUUGUGGCGGAACGUCGAUCCCGCACCCAAGGAUCCGAUUCUCGGCGUCACCGAGGCAUACUUGGCCGAUCCGAGUCCCGACAAAGUCAAUGUUGGAGUUGGUGCCUACCGUAAUGAUAAUGGAAAGCCUGUUGUUCUUGAAUGCGUUAGAGCAGCAGAGCGUAGGAUUGCGGGAAACUUGAACAUGGAAUAUCUUCCUAUGGGAGGGAGUGUGAAGAUGGUGGAGGAGACCCUGAAGCUGGCCUAUGGAGAGAAUUCUGAGUUCAUCAAAGACAAAAGGAUAGCUGCUGUUCAAUCUCUCUCUGGAACAGGUGCAUGCCGGCUUUUUGCAGACUUCCAGAAACGUUUUUGUCCUGAUUCCCAAAUCUAUAUACCAGUGCCUACAUGGGCCAAUCAUCAUAACAUCUGGAGAGAUGCCCAGCUUCCUCAAAGGACUUUCCAUUACUAUCACCCAGAGUCUAGGGGGUUAGACUUUGCUGGAUUGAUGGAUGACAUCAAGAAUGCUCCAAAUGGGUCAUUCUUUCUACUUCACGCUUGUGCUCACAACCCAACGGGUGUGGAUCCCUCAGAGGAACAAUGGAGGGAGAUCUCAUACCAGUUCAAGGUAAAAGGUCAUUUUGCCUUCUUUGACAUGGCAUAUCAAGGUUUUGCUAGUGGUGAUCCAGAGAGAGAUGCGAAGGCCAUUAGGAUUUUUCUUGAGGAUGGUCAUCUCAUUGGAGUUGCUCAGUCAUAUGCAAAAAAUAUGGGACUCUACGGUCAAAGAGUAGGAUGCCUUAGUGUACUCUGUGAGGACGAAAAACAAGCUGUGGCUGUAAAAAGUCAAUUGCAGCAGCUUGCCAGACCCAUGUACAGUAACCCUCCUGUGCAUGGAGCACUUAUAGUCUCAACUAUUCUUGGGGAUCCAGACUUGAAAAAUAUGUGGCUUAAGGAAGUUAAGGGCAUGGCCGACCGCAUAAUUGGAAUGCGAACUGCUCUAAGAGAAAACCUCGAAAAGUUGGGUUCCCCUUUAUCAUGGGAGCACAUAACAAAACAGAUUGGCAUGUUCUGCUACAGUGGGAUGACACCUGAACAGGUUGAUCGUUUGACAAAAGAAUAUCACAUCUAUAUCUCUCUCUCUCUCUCUCUCAGCAUGGCGGGUGUUACAACUGGCAAUGUUGGGUACCUGGCAAAUGCGAUCCAUGAGGUCACAAAAUCUGCUUAGACGAACAGGUUCAACACAUUGCAUAAGCAACAUUUUUUCUUUCCUUAUUUCUUUCCAAUCUCCCCUGUGAUUGUUCGGAGGGGUAAUAAUAAUAAUAAUAAUAAUAAAACAUCAUUAUUUCGCUCUUCAAUUGAUCUUCCUCCAAUUUUUUCAGAGAUCAAUUAGGAGCCACUUGUAGACUUGUAGUUUUGGUUUAGUUACUGUCCUGUAAUACAGAGGCAGGAAGAGCGAAAUUUUUAGCUUCGGAAGGUUGAUGUUUAUUGAGAAAUAAGUUUUUUAUGGUCAACUCUCAACACUGCCAAUUUAGUUACUUCUCCCACAGUUUAUAUUUAGGUCGGGAAUUUCUGACCCCCAAUGAUCUACAAUCAUACCAUUUGAUCAUGGCACAAACUGUGAGAUUUACAAUUCUGCAUUUUUCUUGAGCUCAUUAUCUUUUGGAAGACUUUACUGGAAAGGUUUUAUCUGAUGAAACAUUUGCGAUCCAAUCCAUGAAAGGCUUAUAUGACAAAGGAGUUGUUUGCUGUAGCACCAACUGUA
Messenger RNA from Morus notabilis, 1873 nucleotides. Its product is annotated as aspartate aminotransferase, mitochondrial. Bases 65 to 1336 code for a protein of 423 amino acids. The record is from RefSeq and is a predicted model, not a curated record. Gene Ontology annotation, biological process: amino acid metabolic process; biosynthetic process. The transcript is spliced from 10 exons. Gene Ontology annotation, molecular function: L-aspartate:2-oxoglutarate transaminase activity; pyridoxal phosphate binding. Gene Ontology annotation, cellular component: mitochondrion. NCBI's taxonomy places the organism in Eukaryota, Viridiplantae, Streptophyta, Magnoliopsida, Rosales, Moraceae.